UCCUUCCGGUUUUCACUCUGUAAUGAUCACAUGGGUUAUUUCUUAGAAUGUGGAUAGGCUGAGAUGUGUUUUUAUUAUUUUGAGGGAGCAAGAUGAAGAGAGAGGGGAGAGAGGUUUGGCAAGGCUGCUGGUCAGGCAGGAAGCUGAGUGUGGUUAGCUGAGCGGAACAGUAGAGGGGAAGCUGUUUUGCCAUUUUUGUACAGUAUUUGUUCUGCGUUGUCACUCAGACUCAACUGGAACUGGCUACUGAAGGACAAAGAGAGAGUUAGGGAGGUCAGUUGAGCUUUUAGACAGACAUUAAGGUAAAGCUAGAGUUUUUAUAGACAACAUCGAUGACAGAAGCAAACAUCGACCACUGCUAGACCCAGUCUGUCAGAAGAGAGGCAGCGUAGUUCAGGCCAACGACAGGUCAUGCUGCCAGUGUGAGAUUUCUGGAGAUUGUAUGGGCCCCGCGAUGGCUUGUGUGGAGCCAGGGAUUGGAAAAAGGACAGGUGAAGGGAGGCUGUCCUGGCCAGUUUUCCUGCUGACGCUGGCUGCUGUCACCUCCUCUUCUCUUUCAGCUUUGUCCUUGUACCAACUGGUGGCCCUCAGAGCUGAGGUAGAGGGUCUCAAAUCAGAGGUUUGUCGCAAGAGAGAAGAGGGGCGAGAGGCCAAGCAUGCAGGCCAGACUGAGAAUAUCAAUUGGAGAAGCAGCCAAGAGUCCCUGCACCAACCUGGGCCUCAAAAAACUUUCACCCUGAUACGUAGGAGAAGAUUGGUCUCCGGAUCAGAGAAAAUAGUUUCUCAGCCUUGCCUGCAGUUGCUGGCAAACAAUAGCAGGAAAACCUUCCGGAAAGAAUAUAAUGCAGAGCCACACACAGGUAUCCCCUGGCAGGCAGGGCUGAGCAGAGGCUCUGCCCUGGAGAAAGACGGAGACAGCAUGUUAGUCAGAGAGGAGGGCUUCUUCUUUGUGUACAGUCAGGUCUACUACAUGGACAGCACCUUUGCAAUGGGUCACGUGGUGAUCCGGAGGAAGAGGAAUGUGGUGGGAGACGAGCCUCAGUAUGUGGUCUUGUUCCGCUGCAUCCAGAAUAUGAACCCCGUUCACCCUUACAACACCUGCUACACAGGAGGUAUUGUGAAGCUGGAGGUUGGGGACCACUUGGAGCUGCUGAUCCCUCGUUCCACAGCCAACGUGUCCCUUUAUGGAGAUGCCACCUUUAUGGGUGCUGUAAAACUGGCUUAGAAAUGUGUCACCUAAUUUCGGACCCGAGGGACACUCUUGUGGUGCCAUAAUGGGAGCAAGAAGGGCAUAGUUUUGGUGUCCUCGCUUGACCUAUGAGCUGAGAAGAAUACAGGAAGCAGAUAUUUCAGUACAGGCUGAAUGAUAGACGGUGACUCCUAGCUUGUUCAACCUGAUGGGACAUGAAGGGGACCAUGAGUUGAUGUCUUUACUUGUAAAAAAAAAAAAUACAUCCACCUAGCUGCAGCUGUAUUAUUUUCAGUUCUACAACACAUCAUGACAAAAAUUGUAAUAACUGUCAAAAUAAAGUCCUUUUAUUCCCUCAAAUAAUCACCAACACAUGGCAAGAUGUAACAUGUGAGAUUUGACUUUAAAGAGAUGUUACUUGUG
Molecule: messenger RNA, 1612 nt
Organism: Etheostoma spectabile (orangethroat darter)
Lineage: Eukaryota; Metazoa; Chordata; Actinopteri; Perciformes; Percidae
Gene: tnfsf13b
Product: TNF superfamily member 13b
Exons: 6
Coding region: 443-1225 (260 amino acids)
Biological process (GO): positive regulation of B cell proliferation; immune response
Cellular component (GO): membrane
Molecular function (GO): receptor ligand activity; tumor necrosis factor receptor binding
Source: RefSeq, a predicted model, not a curated record